GCGCCCGAUUAGAAUAUUUAAUUCCAGUUGGAGCGUUUUUCCUCACCUUACUGUAUUUUAUUUCGGUAAAUACCCACACAUUUUAAUUUCUGAGAGGCACAAAUUCCUCUCAGACUCAUUCAAAUUGACCGAGUAGUCUUAUAAGGUGCCUUUUGUCUCAUUGUAAAUCCUCAGUAAAGUUUGCAGUUUAGGAUGAUAACGUGAUUUUUGCGUAAAAAUAACAACUCAUUUCACCUGUAAAGGACCACGACAGGAGCAGGGACUCGAGUUUCUUUUUAUUCGGGCACUUCAGUAGUUACCUCUUGCUUGGGGGUGGUGCCGCGUGUGGACCCGAUGGACCCCGGCGACGCCGCCAUUUUGGAGUCUUCCCUAAGGAUCGUCUACCGGCUUUUCGAGUCAGUGCUGCCGCCGCUGCCCGCGGCUUUGCAGAGCAGGAUGAAUGUGAUAGACCACGUGCGGGACAUGGCGGCCGCGGGGCUGCACUCCAACGUGCGGCUCCUCAGCAGCUUGUUACUUACAAUGAGUAAUAACAACCCUGAGUUAUUCUCCCCACCUCAGAAGUACCAGCUUUUGGUGUAUCAUGCAGAUUCUCUCUUUCAUGAUAAGGAAUAUCGGAAUGCUGUGAGUAAGUAUACCAUGGCUUUACAGCAGAAGAAAGCGCUAAGUAAAACUUCAAAAGUGAGACCUUCAACUGGAAAUUCUGCAUCUACUCCACAAAGUCAGUGUCUUCCAUCUGAAAUUGAAGUGAAAUACAAAAUGGCUGAAUGUUAUACAAUGCUAAAACAAGAUAAAGAUGCCAUUGCUAUACUUGAUGGGAUCCCUUCAAGACAAAGAACUCCCAAAAUAAACAUGAUGCUGGCAAACCUGUACAAGAAGGCUGGUCAGGAGCGCCCUUCAGUCACCAGCUAUAAGGAGGUGCUGAGGCAGUGCCCAUUAGCCCUUGAUGCCAUUCUAGGCUUGUUGUCCCUUUCUGUAAAAGGGGCAGAGGUGGCAUCCAUGACAAUGAAUGUGAUCCAAACCGUGCCUAACUUGGACUGGCUCUCUGUGUGGAUCAAAGCAUAUGCUUUUGUGCACACUGGUGACAACUCAAGAGCAAUCAAUACCAUCUGUUCACUAGAGAAAAAAUCCUUAUUGCGAGAUAACGUGGACCUAUUGGGAAGCUUGGCAGAUCUGUACUUCAGAGCUGGAGACAAUAAAAACUCUGUCCUCAAGUUUGAACAGGCACAGAUGUUGGAUCCUUAUCUGAUAAAAGGAAUGGAUGUAUAUGGCUACCUACUGGCACGAGAAGGGCGGCUGGAGGAUGUUGAGAGCCUUGGAUGCCGCCUUUUCAAUAUCUCUGAUCAGCAUGCAGAACCGUGGGUGGUUUCUGGCUGUCACAGCUUCUAUAGCAAACGCUACUCCCGGGCCCUCUAUUUAGGAGCCAAGGCCAUUCAGCUGAACAGUAAUAGUGUUCAAGCUUUGCUACUUAAGGGAGCAGCACUUAGGAACAUGGGCAGAGUCCAAGAAGCAAUAAUCCACUUUCGGGAGGCCAUACGGCUCGCACCUUGUCGCUUAGAUUGUUAUGAAGGUCUUAUCGAAUGUUACUUAGCCUCCAACAGUAUUCGAGAAGCAAUGGUAAUGGCUAACAACGUUUACAAAACUCUGGGAGCAAAUGCACAGACCCUUACCCUUUUAGCCACCGUUUGUCUUGAAGACCCAGUGACACAGGAGAAAGCCAAAACAUUAUUAGAUAAAGCCCUGACCCAAAGGCCAGAUUACAUUAAGGCUGUGGUGAAAAAAGCAGAACUACUUAGCAGAGAACAGAAAUAUGAAGAUGGAAUUGCUUUGCUGAGGAACGCACUGGCUAAUCAGAGUGACUGUGUCCUGCAUCGGAUCCUAGGAGAUUUCCUUGUAGCUGUCAAUGAGUAUCAGGAGGCAAUGGACCAGUAUAGUAUAGCACUAAGUUUGGACCCCAAUGACCAGAAGUCUCUAGAGGGGAUGCAGAAGAUGGAGAAGGAGGAGAGUCCCACGGAUGCCACUCAGGAGGAGGAUGUGGACGACAUGGAAGGGAGUGGGGAAGAAGGGGACCUGGAGGGCAGCGACAGUGAGGCGGCCCAGUGGGCUGACCAGGAGCAGUGGUUCGGCAUGCAGUGAGGGGGCGGCAGCUCCAUGGCCGCAGUGGCCUGCCCUGCUCUGAGCACUUCCGUGGACUGAAGGAACCGUAGGAGCCUGCUCUCAGGAGGACAAUGAUUCAGCAUGUGAUUGCAGCAGGGGUCUCUGCCCCCUCGCUCCCAAUUCCUAGUCGUGACUUCAUUUCUAAAACAGAGCCUGACCAACCUUCCAUGUAUCUCCAUCCUCCCCUGCUCCAGCCAGGGAGGACUGAGGGAGUGCCCCGAGACCCACACACAUGUUGGGGCUUCUGGGCCAAGAGUACUUUUUAUAUAACUAAUUUCUAAAUCCAGAAGCUCAAGGAAUAGACAGUGUUCUGUGACAUGGAUUGGUUUGAAGGAGUUACCCACCAUCCCAGCACGAUAGUGUCAUCUCCCAAGUUGGAUGGCAGCACAAUCUGGCCCUAGGAAGCUUCGUGUUCCCAGAAGUCAUUGUCCUGGGCUAUCCAGAUGUCCCUAGUAAAUCUUGCUUCCUUCUGCAAUGUUAGUAAUGCCUUAAGCUGACAGUUGCUAUUUUGCAGAACAGUUUUCCUCUUUGCUUAGCUAGUAACUUGCCUCUGAGCCUGGGCUGAUCUGAGAAACAGGUGUGACAAGAGCAUGAACCAGAGGUGCACCUGGGGCAGUUCCCUAAUAAAACUGGUUUGUACAGUCA
Messenger RNA from Gorilla gorilla gorilla (western lowland gorilla), 2799 nucleotides. RefSeq names its product anaphase promoting complex subunit 7 (gene ANAPC7). Gene Ontology annotation, cellular component: anaphase-promoting complex. NCBI's taxonomy places the organism in Eukaryota, Metazoa, Chordata, Mammalia, Primates, Hominidae. The transcript is spliced from 11 exons. Gene Ontology annotation, molecular function: protein binding. The record is from RefSeq and is a predicted model, not a curated record. Bases 334 to 2133 code for a protein of 599 amino acids. Gene Ontology annotation, biological process: positive regulation of mitotic metaphase/anaphase transition; cell division; protein ubiquitination.